CACUGUGCAUUGAACGUGAUUUUAAGCAUGCAGAAACAAACAUAAAUUUAAUAUGGUUUAAAACUGAAACGCACUCGGUUUGGUGACAAAAACGCAUUAAAAGCACAUAUUGUAAUUUCAUUGAGAUUUUUUAACCAGAUAAUCAGCCAGAGUUGGUGAUAAUAUCAAACGUGAUCAGUUCAUAAUUCUGGCUUUGUUCUUUAGCAAAUCAGCGACAUGUCACAAGGAGACCCAAAUUAUCCCUCUAGUUAUGAGAACCCGGCGGUGGUGCCCAGUCCUCGGCCGGACACAGUGCCUCCAGUGAGCACCCGGACCCCCUCGACACAGGCCACCACUCCUGCCGCCAAUAGAGGAGGAGGAGGAGGUGGAAACAGUGCGGACUCCCUUAUUGAUAAUGUGAAGAACUAUGUCCUCUCCAUUUAUGGUGCGCUCAAAAUUGUCCAAUUUAUCCUGUGUAUCUUUGGGAUAAUCUUCGCGGGGUCCAGUGAUACAGAUGUGGCAGCGAGAGGCUUCUUCAUCUUCAUCUGUGUGCUCUUCAUGGUCCUCACUUUCGUCCUAUUCACCCUCUACGCCAUCCGGCUGCACCACCAGUUCGAAAUGAUCCCAUGGACUCUGCUGGAGGUCGUGUUCAACGGGGUAGCCAUCUUUCUCUUCCUCCUCUCCGCCAUCAUUCUGGCGGCCAAGUGUGGGGGAGACGGACUACUCGUGGUCGCUGUUAUCGUGGGCUUCAUUUGCAUGGUGUUCUACGGAGGCACUGGAGUGCUCGCAUUUCUCGAAUUCAGAUCAGGCGGAGAUCCGGCGGGAGAGGUUGCUCAAUAGAAGACCAAACUACCAAAAAACUGGCGAUUGGUUUAUAAACAUUCAUUUCUAACACUCCAUCAAGAAACCGCAAACUAAUCAAUUUCAGAAUAACAAAUUCUUAUACUCAGAAAUCUUAAAAAAAUUGCGAAAAUAGUAAUU
Symsagittifera roscoffensis is the source of this 960-nucleotide messenger RNA. RefSeq names its product plasmolipin-like. Gene Ontology annotation, cellular component: membrane. NCBI's taxonomy places the organism in Eukaryota, Metazoa, Xenacoelomorpha, Acoela, Convolutidae. The transcript is spliced from 5 exons. The record is from RefSeq and is a predicted model, not a curated record. The coding region runs from base 217 to 819 and encodes 200 amino acids.